AUGCAUUCUUCUCCGUGUGGUGCAAUAUUUUUGGCUGUUCUUUUUAAUCUUUUCAACACUGCUGGUAAGUCGUUAAUUACUGUACAAUUGACUAAAUAGGACAAACAGGGGUCACUAAAUUAUAGUUCGCAUCAUGAAAGUGAUAAGAUUACAACGGAUUAAGACAAUGGAUUAUUAUUAUCUACCACAAACGACUUUUGUAAUAAAGAUGCGCAUCUAUGUAUUCACAAUAAAGAUGCGCAUCUAUGUGUUACUGGCUUUCAUUUGUUUUCUACACCUGUGAUAAACAUCUGAAAGAUAAACUUCAAAAAUUUCAAAAUCGUGCAGCCCAAAUUAUAGCUAGCGGUAGCUACGAGACCAAAUCUGCCGAUGUUCUCCGAGAUCUUGCUUGGGAUAAUUUAGAGACAAGGCGAUGUACAACUAAAUCAAUACUAUUUGUCUAAUCAUGACCUUACUGAUUUAGCCCUUGCGAAGCCUAGAAGUGAAUUCCUCAAAAAGAGCUUGAAGUAAAGUGUCGCUAAAUUAUGGAAUAGUCUCUCCACUGAUACAAAACUGCCAGAGUCGACUUAUUCAGAAUUACAAUAACACAAUUCAUUGAAACUUAUUCUGUAAUAAACAUGCAGGGUCACACCAAUUAAUCAAUACCAAUUAACGUAUAUAGUUAUUUAUCCUUCCUUUUUGUACUUUCCUUGUAAUUUUUAAAUUGUUUGACGCCCCCCGUGGAAAUCAACGUACUGUUGACGGGGCUAGCGUCUUGAAAUAAAGUUUUACAUACACCCUAUAAUAUGUCGUAUGAAUAUUUCACUUUUCCAGUAAUAUCACAGUGUCCCAAUGACCAACUUCGUAUAGACUGUUCGUGCUUCGCAAAACAGCAUUCUGAUAAAGGCGUCACGUGGGACUCGGCCAAGCAACGUUGCUCAGAUAUUCCAGCUACACUUGCUAGUAUUCAAUCACCCAAAGAGAAUGAUAUGCUAGGAAGGUAUUUGAAAAGUGGCGACAACUGGAUUGGUUUAAAAGCAGAGGUGAAUUCAUCGCUUUUAUUGCCCAAUGGAGAGAAAGCUACGACUCUAUUUCCCGACGUUAAUAAAAAGAGUUUUGAUACCAGAACAUGCAUCGCAAUACGUCCAAAUAGAAUCUGGACGGCAACAGGUUGUGACGCUGUUCAUCGCUUUAUUUGUCAACUACCCUUAGGAAAAG
Molecule: messenger RNA, 1197 nt
Organism: Paramuricea clavata
Lineage: Eukaryota; Metazoa; Cnidaria; Anthozoa; Malacalcyonacea; Plexauridae
Source: the annotation of a GenBank genome assembly